Geodia barretti is the source of this 4072-nucleotide messenger RNA. Lineage: Eukaryota; Metazoa; Porifera; Demospongiae; Tetractinellida; Geodiidae. The record is from the annotation of a GenBank genome assembly.
AGGCUCGUCCUAGCCAUGAAGAAAGACAAGGGGACUCUGUUGCUUUUCCUCGUUACUUGUGAGGUUGUGAUUGCAGCCUCGUCUGCUUCCUUACUAGAACGAAACUGCUCCACUUCUAUCACGCUCAGUGAGUCGGGAAAUUGCACGUACGUCGAUGGAGACAACAUCGCCGGCGAUUGUAAGCAACUGUCGGACCAUCUGCAGAAAGUACAACGAUGGUCUUGUAGCAGCUAAUGACUGCCUUGAAGUCAAACUGUCACCUGGUAACUACACUCUUGAUAGCAUCAACGCAACUGACAUCACAUACAGCCUGGUAUUGGAGGCGGUGGAAACGGAGGCAACCGUUUCUUGCCUGCCAGCGGACGAGAUGCUCAUUCUCAAUAACCCACUGUGGUUCCAGAGGCUCUCUUCCUAUUCAUCUUCAUCAUCUGCUAGUACUACUGAAGAGCUGUUUGUGCAGAUGAAGGGAGUAAAGUUUAAGAAUUGUCCAAGACCAUUGAUAUUCGACACCAUGGAUUACGUCGGAAUAUCAAACUGCAUUUUCACUGGGUUCACAGCCUCGGCUGUGGAUAUCUUCAACUGCCAGACAGUACAAGUCGAGGACUCUGUCUUCUUCGACAACUCGGCCAUGCUCCAGAAGGAAGAGUAUCAUGCCAACUCUGGAGGUCUUGGGAUUGCAUACCACACCAAUGCUACUGUAUACUUCAACACCUCCCUACCUCCAUCAGUAACUGUCACUGACUGUGAGUUCACUCAUAACAGAGCCAGCCUCCCCGAGGCUAACUCUCAGCAGCAAACAAACCAGGCAAUCAACAAUCACAUCUAUUUCGGUCGUGGUGGGGGAUUCGGGGUGUUCCUGGACGAACACUUUGUCAACAUAGUUGUAAUGAUAGAGAGGUGUAGGUUUGAGUCCAAUUAUGCAGAAUCCUUUGGUGGUGGGCUGUACAUAAACAUCGAUGGAGUCAGCACUUCACACAAUUUCACGGUAACCGACUCAAACUUCACGUCCAACAUGGCUGACGAGGGAGGCUUUGGGGGAGGGAUACAAGCGGGAUUCUUGAUUCGAAACGCACGACAUGGACCGAGCCAACUGGAGUUUUCACGCUGCCGCUUUGUUGGUAACACUGCGUGGUUUGGUGGAGGACUCAGCGGUGUAAUCGGUGUUCAGGUGUUCAGUCAGGGAUCAGGGAACAGUAUCACACUGAGGGAGUCUUACUUUGAGAGGAACACGGCUAUUAACGUAGGAAGUGGUGUCAUGUUUGCAUCUCUGCUGUAUGUGCAGAACCGGCUAUCAUCAAACUACUACCAGGUGUCAGACAAUAUGUUUUUCAACAACUCAUCACCUGGUGGGACAUUCGCCGUUGGUUUUAUACCUCAGAACUUCACAGGACAUAACCAGUUCCUGAACAACACCGGCGCAGGGCUAAGGAGUGUGGGAGCACAGAUAGCAGUGUAUGGAACCAUUUCCUUCAUUGGGAACAAUGCAGAGAGCCACGAGGGUGGGGCUCUCUAUCUCUCUGCCUUUGGUCAGGUCAAGCUCUACCGCGGCUCACACAUAGACUUUUUGGAGAACUUGGGAAGACUGGGGUCAGCUAUAGUGGUGGAUGUGCAAAGGACAUCACGAGUUUUCUCACAGCUCAUUUUCAACACACAGUGCUUCCUAAUCUUUGAAGAUACUACUGUAGCUCCCGACAGCUGGGACCAGGUGACUAUGAGAUUCUCUGGGAACAGAGCGGCAGUGGCUCCUGUGGUGUACACCUCUCACCUAGACCUCUGCUCCUGGUUCUCUGUCUCCAAUGUCUCCAACCACAUAGCCUCUACAUUCUCCACCACUGACUUCACUCAAUGGCCAGUCUUCAACUACUCUGCUGGUAGCAAUAAUGCAACAUCACACAUUAAUGGGACAUCUCCAGAGUUCUACUUCCAGACACAAGCUCUAAGGGUUGCAUCUGAAAGCAGUACUACCACAGGAAAUGAGGGAGCAUUCCCAGGGAAAAAGAUUCGGCUGAGUCUGAAGGGACUGGACCAGUUCAACUUGUCUACCUACAUCAUAGCUCGUAUCUCAGACAGACGAGCCAAGGUCAACCAGGGAGCAUUUAGCCAGACCACUGACAACGAGAUCUCUUUCACCAGCAAUGAUGACGAAGGUGAACCUGUGGUGUUUGAGCCUUCCCUGGUGCCAGUUUUGCCCAACAACCCAUCAGUGGAGGUGGUCUACCACACACCAGUCUCCUCCCAGUGGACCACGCAGAACAUCACUGCCAUCGUCGACACCCCUUACAAUGUCAUUGAUUCGAAGCAGUUCUCAUUUGGACUGGAUGUUGCAAGCUGUCUCCCAGGCUAUGAGUUGCAGGCUCGUGAUGACGGCCUGCUCACCUGUGGCUGUCAGGACUUCACCUUCUCACUCCUGGACUGCGAUGAGACCAGGAACAUCAUCUACCUCCGGAAUGGACUGUGGGCAGCACCCAACGAAGACUCCCAGCUGCUGGUUCAUGUCUGUCCCACCCCCUUCUGCCAGUGCUCUGAUGAGAAUAACAUCACAUGCGACAGCCUCUAUUACCACGACGAUGCCAAUACUGAUAAACAAUGCCACAUCCUCAGAGAAGGGACUCUCUGUGGUCGUUGUGUUAAUGAGAGCAGUGUGGGAGUAUUGAGAUUCAACUGCAGACACUGUGGCUCAAAUGCCUACUGGGCACUUGGCUUCCUAGUGAUAGGAGACACUCUGAUCUGUGCGGUGAUACUCAUAGCCCUGGUCAAACUCCGCUUCACCUUUCCCGACUCAAUGAAAGGCUUUCUCUUCUACAUCCAGACUGUCUACUACACAACAGAAUACUUUCCAGCCUCGUUCUGGCCCAUCAGACAAUAUAUGCUGUAUCUAGGCAGUGCUCUGGGACUCUACUUCCCCUGGGAUGUAUGUCUCGCUUCUGGCACCACUGCUCUCGCUUCCUUCCCCCCUCGUUUUGUUCCUCCUGUCAUUGCCCUACUGGUAACUAUUUCUGCUGUUAUCACCGUGUUCUACUGCUUUGAGAAAAGGUAACUGGUUUCCCAUGCACUCUCUUACUUCAUUUGUCUCAGUUGUUUAGCUAUUAUUGACAAGCAAAAUGAGCCUACGAUAGUUGUCUCAGAUUUAUUUUUGUCACACUUGUGUUGUGUUCCCUUGCAAGAUGUAUUUCAUGUUUUAGGGCGCAGAAGCGUAUCUGGCGUGGAGUGUGGGCCUUUAUCCUGCUGCUGUAUGCUCCACUGGUGUACACCUGUGUCUCUCUCCUCCACUGCCCUUCAAUACCGCCUGCAGAGGGAGGGGAACCAACUCCUAGAUGGUUUCUGGAUGGGGAGGUAGUGUGUUUCAAAGAUGGAGGCCAUGCCACUCUGGCCACACUUGCCAUCAUCAUCCUCAUCCUCCUUGGUCUACUGCCCUUGACAAUCAUUCUUUUCUUCUUCGUUGUCAGUCACUCACCUGCUAUAAAAGAGAAGUACUCCAUUAUAGACAGGCUGAGUAAAGCAGUAAAGGCAGGCUACACAGAGAGGACAAGAUGGUGGGGUGCCUGGGAUCUCUUACGCAGACUCAUCCUCAUUGCUGUUGUGGUUGGUACCCCUGGAAGAUCAGUUUCAGCCCUCUAUGUGGUGGUGCCAGCCCUGGGUCUCCAUCUCUACUGGUGGCCCUACCAGAGGUGGUGGCAGAACCUCCUCGAGACGGUCAUCCUGGCCAACUACUGUCUCCUCCACCUCCUGGCCUCCACACAGGCCAUCCUGGACGACCUAUCUUCCUACUCUGGCACUGCUAUACCAGAGUCUCGUGGUGGGGGACUGGUGAAGGGAGACAGACUGGCUGCUCUCCUCUCUUUCUGGUACUAUUGGCCUCUGGUCUUGGCUGCCACCACUGCUACGACCCUCAGUAUCAGAUCUCUUGUCAUAUAUCUUCGUAAGAGUAGACAAAAGAAGAGAUUCAAGACUCAUACCAGUGUUUAUGAUGGCUGGAAGUGGUUAUUACAACAAGUACAGAGACAGAAAGACUAAAAAUAUUCCAACUACCGAUGUUUCUAUCUAUUAGCAAUAAUGUUUUUAAUAUUGAGUU